CGAAGGUCCCAACUCUACCUGCAUUACUGCUCGACCUCUUGGACGUCGUUUCAACAUUGCUCUGUACGUACCGAUCGCCAGGCAUUCCCCAUUACAUCCAUAGCGUCUUCUCAGCCACAUCGUAAGCGCCAGUAUUCCGUGAAAGAUGACCUUUUAAGCUCUGUUCCAUCCGUAUCGUUGAAAGCUGUCAUCACCAUGGUCCCUCUCCAGCCAAUCUUCAAGAAAGCAUACCUGUCCUUAGUGGGCUUUGGGGCAGUAUACGCGGCCUUUCUUCUUGCCUUGACGAACAAAACUGCCCAGAGACAUGCACUAUAUGCUCACAAGGUACACACGGACUACUGGAAAACCCUAGAUCGGCCUGAGAGUGUAGGCUUCGCAAAACACCAAGUGACGCCUUUCUAUCUCAACACUACUGAUGGCGAGGAACUCUAUGCCUGGCACAUCCUUCCCAUUGGCCUUUACGCGCAGCAUGAGGAGGCCAUUGCAUCUCAGGAACCAUGGCCUCCAACCUCCUUCAAAACUUCAUUGGCAUACGAACUUCUCAAGAUCGACCCGGAGGCCCGUGUUGUGAUCAAUUUCCACGGAAACGCCGGUCACGUUGCCAACGGAUACCGCCCUCAGACGUACAAGUCGCUGACUUCGGCCUCCUCCAAGAUUCACAUUUUCACGAUCGACUACCGCGGAUUUGGGCGCAGCACUGGAGUGCCUUCCGAGAUGGGCUUGAUAACGGACGGUGUGGCCCUGGUCAACUACGUGCUGUCGCUCGGCAUACCGCCAGAGCGCAUUGUGCUUCUCGGUCAAUCUUUGGGGACUCAAGUUGCCUCCGCUGUGGCGCUGCACUUUGCCGAUCCGACUGCAUCCGCGGCCCUGCUGCCCAGCGCGGAAACGGACAUCAACUUCACGGAUGACUCUACUCUGCUCAGCAAGGAUCGAGAACCUGUUGCAUUCAGCGGCGUCGUGCUCGCGGCGUCAUUCCCAUCGCUGGUCAAGCUCCUGAAAGUGUAUCGAUUCGCGGGACUAAUUCCCGUGCUCUCACCGCUUCGCGUAUAUCCCUACAUCCAAUCUGUGCUCCUGCGUUUUAUCCAUGAGAGCUGGAACACGGGCGAUCGGCUUGCUGCGCUUGUGUCCUCCGCUAUCAAGAAUGAGCACCAUCUUAACUUGCAGAUCCUGCAUGCAGCAAACGAUUUCGACGUCAAUUGGCGCAUGGGCCAGGACAAUUUCGAGAGCUGCGUUGCGGCGAUGAAAGCCGCAGCAGAUGUGUCGGUUGAAGCAACCGGGGAAUGGGGCGAGACAAUCAAAAAGGUAGCGCGUUGGCACGAUAAGGUGAAGGUUGAGUGGCAGUUGUUGAUGAGCGGAGGGCAUAAUAGGAUUGUUGCUGAUGUGCCUGUUGCUCUGGCUGUGAUGCGAGCGUUUGGUUUGUGAAGACCACCUUUAUUUGGCGAAAGUGCCUAUCAGGGAUGUAGAAGCGAUGUUUAGAUACCUUAGAGAAGAAUUUUACCGAGUCACCCGGUUUGAGAAUCAAAGUACAUGCCACCGCUACAAAAGGGAUUUAAAACGACUCAGUUAGAGAUGUUCAUAACCAAGAUCUGAGAUGGCACGUCAACAUAAUGGACGCAUAU
Verruconis gallopava is the source of this 1619-nucleotide messenger RNA. RefSeq lists its product as uncharacterized. The transcript is spliced from 3 exons. NCBI's taxonomy places the organism in Eukaryota, Fungi, Ascomycota, Dothideomycetes, Venturiales, Sympoventuriaceae. Bases 196 to 1422 code for a protein of 408 amino acids. The record is from RefSeq and is a predicted model, not a curated record.